This is a messenger RNA of Thermothelomyces thermophilus ATCC 42464, 1040 nucleotides long. RefSeq lists its product as uncharacterized. Gene Ontology annotation, biological process: translation. Gene Ontology annotation, molecular function: RNA binding; structural constituent of ribosome. The record is from RefSeq and is a predicted model, not a curated record. Bases 81 to 599 code for a protein of 172 amino acids. NCBI's taxonomy places the organism in Eukaryota, Fungi, Ascomycota, Sordariomycetes, Sordariales, Chaetomiaceae. The transcript has 3 exons. Gene Ontology annotation, cellular component: cytosolic large ribosomal subunit; ribosome.
CGAAAAUCGACCUCGCUCUUCCAAAUUUCUGGUUCAUCGACGACGUCGCCCAGCACCGAUUUACCGACAACACCGCCGCCAUGUCUGAGAAGGCCCAGAACCCGAUGCGGGAGCUCCGCAUCCAGAAGCUCGUCCUGAACAUCUCGGUCGGCGAGUCUGGUGACAGACUGACCCGUGCUGCCAAGGUGCUGGAGCAGCUCUCCGGCCAGACACCGGUCUACAGCAAGGCCCGGUACACCGUCCGCCAGUUCGGUAUCCGCCGUAACGAAAAGAUUGCGGUGCACGUCACCGUCCGCGGCCCCAAGGCCGAGGAGAUUCUUGAGCGCGGUCUCAAGGUCAAGGAGUACGAGCUCCGCAGGCGCAACUUCAGCGAGACCGGCAACUUCGGCUUCGGUAUCAGCGAGCACAUCGACCUGGGCAUCAAGUACGACCCGGGCAUCGGUAUCUACGGCAUGGACUUCUACUGCUGCAUGACCCGCCCCGGUGAGCGCGUCGCCCGCCGCCGCCGCGCCAAGGCCAGGAUCGGUGCCAGCCACCGCAUCACCCGCGAGGACACCAUCAGGUGGUUCAAGCAGCGCUUCGACGCCAUUGUCCGCUAAAUCUGGGCAUGAUGAGGAGGUUGACCCGGGGGGUAGGCAAGCGGGAAGGGAAAAAAACGGGCAUUUCGGGCAGGGAGCGGGGAGUUCAGGGCUCAGCACCAUCGGAAUCUCUGGGGGGUGGUGCUUGCUUUUGCGGGAUUCAUGGACAAUGGGAUCGUUGGGUUCUCUCAAAAGAGCGUGUAAAUGCAGCUUCCUCUACUUGGGCGAGUCCUCUCGUUCCCACUGCUCGAUCUGAGAUUUCAGUCGAGCCACGGCCUCAGAGUCCGACCGGCGCCCAUGCCGGCUUGCCAAUUCCCUUAGAUUCCGUGACCACUUCCCUGCUGGCUGUAACCUUGGUUACGAGCAUGAAUUGUGUUGAUCAGCGUUGAAGCGUGCCACCCUUCUCGUUGCGUCACUUCCAGCAAACACAGACUCAGCCCAAUGGCAUGGGCUCUUUAACCC